AUGAACACUAAACCCACCUGUGCAGGAAGGACAGCAGAGAAGCCCUGUUUUUGUAAAGCUUUUAAUGUUGAUACUCAGUCCAAGCUCAGCGCAGAGUCCAGACCCAAAUUUCAUGAUCCAACACUUUAUCGCAGUCUUGCAGGUGCAUUACAGUACCUAACUUUUACUCGCCCUGAUAUAGCUUAUGCAGUUCAGGAGGUUUGUCUAUUCAUGCACGAUCCCAGAGAGGCUCAUUAUGAUGCAUUGAAACGCAUUCUGCGAUAUAUUCAGGGUACCAUUGGUCACGGGUUACACUUAUAUCCUUCACCUCCUAUGAACUUGAUUACUUAUACUGAUGCAGAUUGGGGCGGGUGUCCGGACACUCGUCGCUCGACCUCAGGUUAUUGUUGCUUCUUAGGAGACAAUCUCAUUUCCUGGUCUUCUAAGCGUCAACCUACUCUUUCUAAAUCAAGUGCAGAGGCGGAAUAUAGGGGCAUCGCAAAUGUUUUUGCCGAGGCUUAUUGGCUUCGUAAUCUUCUUUUGGAGUUAUAA
Molecule: messenger RNA, 531 nt
Organism: Chenopodium quinoa (quinoa)
Lineage: Eukaryota; Viridiplantae; Streptophyta; Magnoliopsida; Caryophyllales; Amaranthaceae
Exons: 2
Coding region: 1-531 (176 amino acids)
Source: RefSeq, a predicted model, not a curated record